AAGCUAAGGACCUAUGCUGAAUUGCAUCCACAUACAAAGACCUUUAAUAAGCAUAUUUCUAAAACAUAUAAUCCAGCUUUUACACAGACAUAAUACCUCACAGUGGACAUUUUGGUGUGUCAUGGAAUUAAGGGAACAGGUAAAACUGAACAUUUAAUUUGCUUAAGGUAUUUUAGUAUUAGAAUUCUGCAUGCCUAAAUAAAACAAAGCCGUCAUUAAUGGCAUUAAUUAAAUCGCUUAAACAAUUAAAGCAGAGCUGGCAAUUGAUAAGCUUCUCUGUUAAGACAGUUUUUCUCAUGUUUUUCCCUCCCUGGUGAUGAUUUGGGAAAUUAAAAAAUGCAUUUUCAUGGAUUAAGCUGAGAAGAUAUCUUGAUAUUAAAGACUGUAAUUUUAAUUUGACUUCUAUGCUUUUUUAAUACAAGAGGCUGGAACUAUUAGUUACCUGUUUUUUCUAAAUUCUGCUAAAAUUUUGAUUAAUUUUUACUCUUACUGUACAGUAUACCGAGUAACUGUUUUAUGUGAACACAUUUUGAGAAGCGGGAAAAACUCGACAUGCUCUGUUGAGUCCUGGCUAAUGAUAUAUAUUUUUUUUAACAAUAUUUAGAUCUGUUUAUGGUUAUCAUAGGUGUCUUAGACAACUUUAAGGUAAUCUUUAAGUAACACUAAUAUCAGACGAAAGUGCUAUUAGUGACAUUGCAAAGAAAUUAGACGUAGCUGCGCGUCAUUAUUUGUGUUCAUUUACCCUUUUAGCUAGUUUACGCGUUAGCAUUAGCAAUACCUAGCGAGCUAACUCUCGGCCAAACAAAGAAGAAAACAUGGCAGCAGGAAAAAUGUGCCUCAGGAGGAACAAGGAGGAAACUGCAGAGGUUUGAACUCGCCGCAUACUACCUAAACAUAGCGUUUAAAAGGUUAUUUCAUCUGUUUGUCAGUAUUAAACAUAGCUUUUAGCCUGCGCUAGCUAACGAUUAGCCAACUGCGCCAUAAUGUGAUGAGGAAGACAAACACACUAAAAGUAGGUGAGACGGUGCUUCCUCGUAGUAAACGUCUUUGUAUUGUUUUGUUUUUAAAGUGGACAGGAUUGUUUCUAAACGACCUUAAAACCAAGCAAGAGUCUCUGGUCUUCAUUAAGAGGAUGAUGGCCGUGGCUGUCUCCUCCAUCACCUAUCUCAGAGGGAUUUUUCCAGAGGAUGCCUACAGAUCCAGAUAUCUGGAAGAUUUGUGCAUCAAAGUUUUGCGUGAAAACUGCACCACCCCAGGUGCCAACAAAGUUGUGAAAUGGAUGAUGGGCUGCUUUGAUGCAUUAGAGAAGCAGUAUCUCCAGAUUGUAUUCCUUGGGGUCUACACCAAUCCAGAUGAACCCAAUUGCAUUAUCGAGUCCUACCAAUUCAAAUUCAGAUACACUGAAAAGGGGCCCAAGAUGGACAUUUUCAGGAACAGGAGUAUGGAGAUGCAGGUGACGUUGGAGGACACCAAGAAAGCCUCAGUGCUGCUCAUCAGGAAGCUCUUCUUGCUGAUGCAGAAUCUGGACGCCCUCCCCAGCAAUGUCUACCUCACCAUGAAGCUCUACUACUAUGACGACAUCACCCCUGCAGAAUACCAACCACCCGGCUUCAAGGAGGGGGAAUGCGAUAGCCUGUGGUUUGAAGGCAUGGCUGUGCACUUCAAGGUGGGUGAGGUUCAGACGGCCUUCCACACCUUGAGAGUGCGGGUGUCAGCGGAACAAGGCCGGGUGGAGAAACUCCAGAGAGGAAACCACUUGAGGGAAUCUAGGCAGGUUCCUGAAAGAAUUCCUCCAGGGAAGGAAACAAUGAAGGUGGAAAACGAUCUACCUUCUGAAGAUGAAUCUGCACAGUUCAAGAAACCAACAAGACCUUUGGCAAAGAGAAAACCAGCUGCCAAAAGUCUGGCCAGGAAGAAAAGAAGAACUUAGGCAAUAAGACAAGUGACCAAAUGCAACAGAAAUAUGAGCAACUUCUUCAUUUUGUUAUAUUCACAAACACUGUUUAUGUUAUGAUAAGAUUU
This is a messenger RNA of Amphiprion ocellaris (clown anemonefish), 2022 nucleotides long. It is a transcript of the gene zte38, whose product is annotated as zebrafish testis-expressed 38. The coding region runs from base 989 to 1930 and encodes 313 amino acids. Lineage: Eukaryota; Metazoa; Chordata; Actinopteri; Pomacentridae. The transcript is spliced from 11 exons. The record is from RefSeq and is a predicted model, not a curated record.